AUGCAGUCAAAAUCUAUAAGUGUCAAUUCACUUAUUGGUAGAGAUCGAGAAGAUCCAGAAGUACCGAAAGUUGAUAUCAACAUAAGGAAAAAAUCACCAUCAAAAGAUAUACUAAAAGACACGCCUCAAUUAAAUGAAAUUGGAUUAUUAAAAGGUUUAGAAGAAUUUAAAGAUAUGAAAGAUUUCCCCUUCUCUGAAUCAGCAUUCCUUGAAGCUGUUAAGUUGAAGAUGGAACAAGAAAAAACAAGACAAGAACAGAUCAAGUUGGAUAUAGCUAAAAAAAAUCAUGAUAUAAUAACAGCAGCAAUUAGCGCUAAUAUCCCGGGGAAUUUAAUUCCUUCGAUGUGUAUAACAUCUUCUACGGAAGAACUGACAUCAAGUCAUCAUAGUCGGUCCAACAGUGUUGAUUAUAAUGCACCACCUUUGAAUUAUAAGUUCGGAGGGAAUGCUGUUACGUCAUCCACUGCGCCAACCCAAUCUAAUUCUAGAUCUUCAUCUUUGGCAAAAGUUCCUCAAGUUAAUUUGAAAUCUCCUUCGUCAACUUAUCGACCAGUUCGUACCCCAUUAUCACACCAAAGGCAUUACUCUAUGCCGGUAGUUCAGAAUCCAAGCAUCGAUUUAGGUAAGAUUGAUACUCAAACUCAACAAUAUCAACAAUUUCAAAAUAAGCAAAAGAAUCAAGUUACUCCACCAUAUGUGGGCCAAUAUCCACCACAAUUAUACCAAUACCCUCAAAUGUACCAAUAUCCUCCUCAAUUAGCUGUUCAAACACCACAAUCAAGUAAACUGCCUAAUAAAUCUCAUUCAAGAUCAAGAUCAUCAUCAACUGUUAAAUCAUCAGGAAAAUCAAGUACCCUUCAAUCAUCAUCUUCAAGACUGAAUAAUCCACCAAGUCAAGAAUCAAUGACUUCAUUCCAACAUGUAAUACAAUUUCAACAUUGGAAACCUGAAGAUCCCGCAUCAUCUUAUGACCAACCUGGAGUAUCUGGCAUACUUCCAGAAAGAAGCCAUAAACGUCAUAAAUCAAAUUUUGAUAAUAUGUCAGUGGAUCUUGGUAAUAAUCCUAUACAAGAAGAAGGUGAUGUUUCAAUGGAAGAAGAAAAAAAAUCAUAA
Messenger RNA from Yamadazyma jaroonii, 1113 nucleotides. NCBI's taxonomy places the organism in Eukaryota, Fungi, Ascomycota, Pichiomycetes, Serinales, Debaryomycetaceae. The record is from the annotation of a GenBank genome assembly.